Messenger RNA from Paramecium sonneborni, 3424 nucleotides. The record is from the annotation of a GenBank genome assembly. NCBI's taxonomy places the organism in Eukaryota, Ciliophora, Oligohymenophorea, Peniculida, Parameciidae.
AUGUAUUAUCCAGGAAUGAAAAUUUCUUAAGAAUAGCAGAAUAGGAAAUGUGUAGAUGAAAAAUGUUAGUUUUCUCUUAAUCCUAAUGAUUUUAUGUUAUAUGGUCAUGAAUAAAUUUUACCAGAAUAAGAAUUCAUUUAAUUGGGUUAAUUCAUUAAGGAUGGCAAAACAGACAUAAAUAUGGCAAUUCUUGAGAAGAUUAAAAAAGAGCUUGAGAAAUUUUUGUUGAAUAAAUAGGCUUUUGAAAAUUUGAUAACGAAGAUUUAUGAAGUAAUUGAAAAUCAUAUUUUGAAAGUUUAUAAUGUAAGGUAAGGAGAAAAAAUUUUAUAGAGAUUUUUAAUUUGAAAUUUAUUUAAUUGAAACUUAAUAAAUUGAAGAGUUGACUUAAAUGGAUAUUGAUUUAAUUAAGUUAAUUAUUAAUCAUUGUUAGAUUUUAAUUCAAUAUUUUGAAGAGAUUUUAAUUAUGAUUGGAUUAUCAGAGAAUGGUGCUGAUUUUUUGGAAGAAGCAGUUUUUAUGUUGUGGUAAUGUCUUUGUGAAAAAUUUGAUGAAAGACUUUAGAUUUAAGAAAAAGAAUUAGAAAAUAAUUUAAAAUAAUCUGAUAAAUAUAUUUUGUAUAAGUAGUAGUUAUGCAUCCAAUAAUUAUUAGUAUUAUGAGUAAUUCUUAUCAAAAGUUGAAAAGUUGGAUGAAAGAUUAAAGCAGUAAUUCAAAAAGUAAUUUAAUAUUCCCACUAACUAAAGAAAUUUUAUAAACUGUUGAUGAAAUUAUGUUAAAAUCUAAAGAAACUGAUAAAAUUUUAGAUUACAUAAAAAAUCAAGUUCCAUAAAUUGAAAAAUAUAUUAAUUAGUAUAUACAAAAAAUGAAAGUGGAUUUAUUAAAUGCAAAUCUGAAAUAAAAAUUAUUCUUGAAAGUUUAUUGGAAAAAAUAAAGAAACUAUAAUAUCUUUUUAAAAAUUCUACAAUGUUUAAUAGUGCUUUAAUUAAAGAGUGUUAUCACCUUAAUAGAAAUAAGAAUAAUCAAAAAUUGUAUUUGAUAUCUUGAUUAAUUUUUUUUUGAAUAAAAAAUCAAAAUACAUAAAUUGUUUAAAAUACGACUUUUAAGGUAUAUUUGAAGAUUUGGAAAAAUUGAAUUCAGAUUAGAUAGAUGUAAAUGUGAAAGGUCAAAAUGAAAAUGCUGAUGCUCUAUUUGAUGAAAUUGAAGUAGCACCUGCUUUUCUUUACUUUUUUGAAUUAUUGAUNGUAGAUGAAAAAUGUUAGUUUUCUCUUAAUCCUAAUGAUUUUAUGUUAUAUGGUCAUGAAUAAAUUUUACCAGAAUAAGAAUUCAUUUAAUUGGGUUAAUUCAUUAAGGAUGGCAAAACAGACAUAAAUAUGGCAAUUCUUGAGAAGAUUAAAAAAGAGCUUGAGAAAUUUUUGUUGAAUAAAUAGGCUUUUGAAAAUUUGAUAACGAAGAUUUAUGAAGUAAUUGAAAAUCAUAUUUUGAAAGUUUAUAAUGUAAGGUAAGGAGAAAAAAUUUUAUAGAGAUUUUUAAUUUGAAAUUUAUUUAAUUGAAACUUAAUAAAUUGAAGAGUUGACUUAAAUGGAUAUUGAUUUAAUUAAGUUAAUUAUUAAUCAUUGUUAGAUUUUAAUUCAAUAUUUUGAAGAGAUUUUAAUUAUGAUUGGAUUAUCAGAGAAUGGUGCUGAUUUUUUGGAAGAAGCAGUUUUUAUGUUGUGGUAAUGUCUUUGUGAAAAAUUUGAUGAAAGACUUUAGAUUUAAGAAAAAGAAUUAGAAAAUAAUUUAAAAUAAUCUGAUAAAUAUAUUUUGUAUAAGUAGUAGUUAUGCAUCCAAUAAUUAUUAGUAUUAUGAGUAAUUCUUAUCAAAAGUUGAAAAGUUGGAUGAAAGAUUAAAGCAGUAAUUCAAAAAGUAAUUUAAUAUUCCCACUAACUAAAGAAAUUUUAUAAACUGUUGAUGAAAUUAUGUUAAAAUCUAAAGAAACUGAUAAAAUUUUAGAUUACAUAAAAAAUCAAGUUCCAUAAAUUGAAAAAUAUAUUAAUUAGUAUAUACAAAAAAUGAAAGUGGAUUUAUUAAAUGCAAAUCUGAAAUAAAAAUUAUUCUUGAAAGUUUAUUGGAAAAAAUAAAGAAACUAUAAUAUCUUUUUAAAAAUUCUACAAUGUUUAAUAGUGCUUUAAUUAAAGAGUGUUAUCACCUUAAUAGAAAUAAGAAUAAUCAAAAAUUGUAUUUGAUAUCUUGAUUAAUUUUUUUUUGAAUAAAAAAUCAAAAUACAUAAAUUGUUUAAAAUACGACUUUUAAGGUAUAUUUGAAGAUUUGGAAAAAUUGAAUUCAGAUUAGAUAGAUGUAAAUGUGAAAGGUCAAAAUGAAAAUGCUGAUGCUCUAUUUGAUGAAAUUGAAGUAGCACCUGCUUUUCUUUACUUUUUUGAAUUAUUGAUUAAAGAAUAACUUGAGAAGAUAUAAGAUUUAAAGGUUGAAAUAAAUUUUCUUAAUUUAGAAGCUGAAUUCAAUAAAAUAAGAUAUGAAAUGACUGGAUGUUUAGUAAAAUGUCUUUUUUGUAAUAGAAAAUGUGAUCGUGAUAUUAGAGAUUUAAAUCAUAAACAUGAAUGUUGUUAGGGACAUUUUUUAAAAGGUAUCUAUUUUAGUAAUAUAAUCAUAGGAUUUUAAUAAGUAUAAUAAAAAUAAUUUAAUUCAGAAAAUAGUCCAUCUAUUUAAACAUGCAAUGAAAUAAAAAAUGAUUUUAAAGUUCAAAGACUUGGGUAAGUAUAGUAAUGGGAGUAAAUCAAACAAGAGAAUACAAAUUGGUCAUUUAAUUCCUAAACAUAAGAAUCGUAAUAAUUUAAAAAUUUACAAUUAAAUGCAUGGAAUGAAGGAGUUGGGAAGAUAGUAUCAUAAACUAUUUCAAAAAGAACUAAUAAGAAAAUCAAUUUAAUAAAUGCACAAAAUGAUAAUAUUUAUUAGGAUUCUAAUCGUUUUAUAUUUAUACUUGAUGAUUCAGGAAGUAUGCAAGGAUAAAAAUGGCUAAAUAUAAGAUAAGGAGCAAUAGGAGUGAUGAAUCUAAUAGCAGCCUAAUAAUCAAAAGCAAAAUCUUCUGUAAUUAUAUUUAAUUCUACUGCCAGAUUGGUUUUGGAUUAAUAAUUCAUUAAUACUUCAAUUUAAUCACAAUACAUUAAAUAAUAAGGUGGAGGUACAGACUAUGACUAUGCAUUCUCUAUGUGUUAUGAUCAAAUCAUCAAAAAUUUCGAAUAUGAUGGGUAUAAUUUAAAAUGAUAUUUAGAUUUUCUAUUUAAUUUUAUACUGAUGGAGAAGCUAGUGUACUUGAUGUUGCAAUAAGUAAGUUGAGAUCACUUCCAGAAGAAAUGUAAUAUUAAUCAUUAAACUUAGUAACUGAAACACAAUAACCUGGAGUAUUUCAAUAAAUUUAAAUUUCUUUACAAGGC